Lates calcarifer (barramundi perch) is the source of this 5641-nucleotide messenger RNA. It is a transcript of the gene far1, whose product is annotated as fatty acyl CoA reductase 1. Gene Ontology annotation, cellular component: peroxisome. Gene Ontology annotation, molecular function: alcohol-forming very long-chain fatty acyl-CoA reductase (NADP+) activity. Bases 206 to 1762 code for a protein of 518 amino acids. Gene Ontology annotation, biological process: long-chain fatty-acyl-CoA metabolic process. The record is from RefSeq and is a predicted model, not a curated record. NCBI's taxonomy places the organism in Eukaryota, Metazoa, Chordata, Actinopteri, Centropomidae. The transcript has 13 exons.
AGACCGCUGUCCUGCUGACGUCACGGUAGUUCAUUUAUCCGCCCAGGCUGCUGGCUUCCUGCAGAGUCUCCACUCCGUCGCCAAUAGCGAUACACGCUGCCGCUCCGCGACACACUAGUCUGCCAAGUUCAAGUGCCGGGAAAACACCGACAUUUCGGGUGAGGAGAGGUGUUGAAGGUGCUCACCAACCAGGGUUGUAGACAUCAUGGUGAACAUCCCAGAAUACUAUGCAGGGAAAAAUGUGCUGAUCACUGGAGCAACAGGCUUCAUGGGCAAGGUGCUGCUAGAGAAGCUGCUGAGGUCAUGCCCUGGAGUCAAAAUUGUGUACGUGAUGGUCAGGCCAAAAGCUGGCCAGAGCCCCCAGGCCCGCAUCGCUGACAUGAUCAACUGCAAGUUGUUUGAAAGAUUGCAAGAUGAGCAGCCAGGCUUUGCAGAGAAGAUCAUUGCAGUGAAGAGUGACCUCACACAGCCAGAGCUGGAUCUGAGUAAAGAGGAUCAGAGCAUCCUGGCUGAAAACAUUAACAUCGUCUUCCACUGUGCUGCCACCAUCCGCUUUAAUGAGCCACUCAAAGAUGCAAUGCAGCUGAAUGUCCUGGCCACCCAGAAGAUGGUGGCACUGGCCCACAGGAUGAAACACCUAGAGAUCUUCAUUCACGUCUCCACAGCCUAUGCCAACUGUGACCAAGAGCUCAUUGAAGAAAUCGUCUACCCUCCCCCUGUAGACUACCGCAGACUCAUCGAUACUCUGGACUGGAUGGAUGACGAUCUGGUUUCUGCACUGACUCCCAAACUAAUAGGAGAGCGUCCCAACACCUACACUUACACCAAAGCUCUGGCUGAGUACCUGGUGCAGCAGGAGGCUGGAGACCUCAACGUAGCAAUUGUCAGACCCUCCAUCGUUGGAGCCAGCUGGAAAGAGCCCUUUCCAGGUUGGAUUGACAACUUCAAUGGACCUAGUGGAAUAUUUAUUGCAGCUGGUAAGGGGAUCCUUCGUACAAUGAGAGCGUCUAAUGAUGCUGUGGCUGAUUUGGUUCCUGUAGACGUGGUCAUCAACACUACGCUGGCUGCAGCUUGGUACUCUGGAUCACAAACAUGCAACAGGCCUAAAAACAUCCUGGUGUACAACUGCACAACCGGUGGUAUCAACCCAUUUCACUGGGGGGAAGUUGAGUACCAUGUAAUAUCCACAUUCAAGAGGAACCCCCUUGAGCAGGCCUUCCGUCGGCCCAAUGUUAAUCUCACAUCCAAUCACCUAAUCAAUCAGUACUGGAUUGCCGUAAGCCACAAGGCUCCGGCCUUCCUCUAUGAUCUGUACCUCAGGCUGAUUGGACGAGAGCCCAGGAUGAUGAAGACAAUCACUCGCCUCCACAAAGCCAUGAUGGUCCUGGAGUAUUUCACCAGUCACUCCUGGGUGUGGAACACUGACAACUUGGCCAUGCUGAUGGCCCAGAUGAGCCCCGAGGAUAAGAAGGUGUUUAAUUUUGAUGUGCGCCAGCUGCACUGGGCAGAGUACAUGGAAAGUUACUGUAUGGGCACCAAAAAAUACGUCCUGAAUGAAGAGCUGUCGGGCCUGCCUGCUGCACGCAAACACCUCAACAAACUGAGGAACAUCCGCUACACCUUCAACACCAUCCUGGUGGUGCUCAUCUGGCGUGUGUUCAUUGCUCGAUCCCAGAUGGCCAGGAACAUCUGGUAUUUUGUGGUGAGCCUCUGCUAUAAAUUCCUCUCCUACUUCAGAGCUUCCUCCACCAUGAGAUACUGAGCCAGUGACAUGGUGGUGGGUGGUGAGGUGGAGGGACAACAAAAUGAAGGAAACAGUGGCUUUGGAAGAUGAGAGGAGCCAGAGCUUAACGUGGUAUCACAUUGUCUGUCUCUGGCCCAGUGUUUGCCCUCACACUCCAAGAUUAAAUGGAACCAUUAAACACAGAUGGCGCUACUGGACAAGCCUCUAAAUGUUGCAUAUCUCAGAUCUAUCUAACCUGAUCUCUAGCAUUUCAUGCAAAGGGCAUGGAUUUAUCUCACAAUAUACAACACUCAGACUAACGCUCAGAUUAACAGCACGUGGACUAGUUAAAGAAGCAGGACUACACACCCUGAUUCAGUUCAUUUCCAGUCAUUCUAGUCCCUCUCUGGUGCCAGCUUUAUUCUGGAGCACUUCCUGUAAACCUGCUCCAUCUUGUCUGUCUGCUCGCCUGGCUGGCUGGCUGUCUGCAAAACAAAGCUAUGCAUUGAAUGAUGCUCUGCUGCAAAAGUCCUCAGCUGGGUUUGAGUCAGUCCAGGUUUCGUUCCUGUGCUGCUGGGUUUUUCUGUACAUGGAGUCUUUCACUUCAUCUGCUGUGUGGAUUUUUCUCCCUUUAAGUUUGUGUGUCAUCAGUUCUAUGGUGUGUGGCCCACAGAAAUGUUUUAAAAGCCUUAUUUGAAAAAGUCCUUUAAGUAGGGUUUUCUCUGGGUUUCAUCUGUCAGCAGAAUUUGCUUGGCAAAGCAUAAACUACACAGCUUUUGGAGCGUUUUAGCUGUUUUUGCACAUUUGGGUGGAGGCAGUCUAAGGAUGAAUCUGUACUGAGUCAGUGAAGGCGACCUAGGGAUCGUUGUUUGAACUAAGCCUUGCCCUCACAACACCCAUCCCCUAGACCAAAGCCAUUUCAACCUGUUCAUGACUGUUGCACUGACAUCUUGGUGUAAAGAGAAAGCUGACAUCGUAGGGGUUUGGAAGCUCGCUUAUAUUGACCCUUCUCUCAUCAAGAGUUGCCAUUGGCCUUCUUUCCCUCCUUCCUGUUUGGCAAAGACUCACCCUCAACAAUACUGCACUCCUGUAUGUCCCUAGUGGACUGUGUGGCUGGUUCCCUUAUUUUGACCAAGCACAAAGUAGAUUGUAAUACAGUGGCUUUAGCCAGUGCCUACGCAAUAUUCUUGCAUCAGCAGAUCUUGCAAAUCAAGCUGCGUUUCCUACAGGUUCAUUUUUGUCUCGUGUGAAAGCCAUUUGUGACUUAAAGGUUUUUUUUUUUUAGCCAAAAUACCUCUUAGCUAACAGACUCGUAGCUCAGUAGAGGAUGAGACAGUUGAGAGGAGAAAUAUUGUCACACUUGUUUUUUUUCUGCUGUAUGCUCAGAAAUGUACACUUUCAUUACUGAGUGAGCGAUCUGAGUAGUGUACAAACUGUAGCCCACCAUCUUUGUGAAAGGUUUUGUUUAGACAUUUUCUUCUGUAAAUGUGUGUUUUAGUGACUUUUGCAGGUCAUACUUUUGUUAUGUUACUGCUUCAUAUUCAUGUUAGAUGCCUCUGUACAGGGAUGCUGUUACACACUUUGACCAUUAGGUUACCUUCAUCUUUCCCUCUUGCUAAAAAACAUAUUUGCCCUCUCAGACAAAAAAAUGUAGGCUGGUUGCAGAACUGGCAACAUAAGCUGAAAUUCUUGCAUCACACAUCCAUGUUUUUAUGGGCGUUACCCCUCAGUGCCACAUUAAGUCUUCAGUUAACAUACCUGAGGUUUACCUGUGCCCUUUUUCAUAUUUGUUUUUCCCAAGCACACUAUGUUUGAAGAAGUAGGGUGUGACUAUAUGCUGAUAUUUGGUUGUGCUUGUGUGCAUACUCUGAGUGUCUUACCUUAAUGUUCGCCCUAUGAAUGUCCUGGAGUCAUUAAGGAAUGUGAUUUUCACUCUCACAGCAUGAGUCAUUUUACAUAGGAUCAUGUUAACAGUGGAAGAAUACACACUUUGGAAAGAUGUGUGCAAGUGAGAAUUGUGCCUGAACUUUUGUCAAUAUUCUAACAAUGUGAAAAGAGAGCAAUCAAAUCUAUGUUUUCUAAUUAUUUUGUGUACAGCUCUAUUUAGGUAGACUUCAAAAUAUAACAAUGUAUUUUUAUGCUAAUGACAUUGUGUGGCUAUUUUACUGACACAAAGCUUACUGAAGCAACUUCAGCUGCUGUACAUAAAACUUUAAAAAAGUAAAUAUGUAAACUUAAAUGCAGUACGUUCAGAGCUGAAUUUAAUCUUUAGAAGUUGCUUGUUACUGUAUAUGGACAUGUACCUUUUUCUCUCUGUAUGAGAAUAAAACGGCCUGACUUAUUUGCACAGCUGGAAUCUUCCUCUGACUCCUGAAACAAAACAUUUACGAUACUGUAAUUGCCUGUGCUUUUAAUGUUAAGCAUUUGCUAAUUGGAGGGCUGUGCAAUGAAUUCUUGCUGUUGUAAUUAGGUCCGUUUUGUGGUGGUGAAUGGUUGUUGUCAUGCUGUUGUGUAGUGUGGUGGGGAAAAAGCAAUGGCAUGUCUAAUUCAGGUUUUUUUCAGACUUUUUUCUUGUGAUUUGACAAGUGAGACGGAUGAACAGGUCCUUUUCAUGUUCUAGUUUUUGAUGUCAGGAACUACUGAGACAUACCGAUGGUUUGCUCAUCAAACAGGGCAUUACACAAAAGUAACAUCAGCAUUAACUCAGCUUGGAACAAAAUAGUCCCAUUGAUUCCUAUAUUCAAAUAAUUUCAAGGCCCUGAAAACAUAGUUUCAAAUAUUAAGUAUCUCUGUUGAACAUUUAGAUAUUCAUUACUAAAUAAAUAAGCAAUAAUCAGAGUCAAAGGAAUAAUUUGAUAUUUUGGGAAAAUAUACUUAUUUGCUUCCUUGCAGAGUGUUGAUGAGAAUAUUCAUGAAACUCUGGCCCUGUUCAAAGGUAACAAGCAGUGCUAGAGCUCCCUAAUGAACUUACCCUCAUAAUUACGCUGGUUACAUGACAACGUCACAGCGACAAGACUCUGGGAAGUUAAUGCACCAACAGUCCAACAUGUUACAUGGCAGUGUGCUUCGGAAGUGCUGAGGUAGUUUUGGUUACCUUUUGGACAGAGCAAGGCUAGCAGUUUCCCCAUUUCCUGUCUUUGUGCUAAGCUAACCGUUUUUUGGCUCCAGUUAUGUAUUUAUUGCAUGAGUGGUAUCAAUCUUCUCAUCUAACUUUUGGCAAGCUUAUUUCCCAAUAUGUUAAACUAUUUCUUAUAAAGCUGGUAAAUGAAAAAGUUAAAAUUCAAACACUCAGAAGCUAAUCUGGUUCAUUGGGACUCUGCAGGUCUGGUUUGAUUAGAAAUUCAUGACACUGGCCUGACCUGUCCUCAGAAUCCUGCCCACUUCAAACCAACAAAGGCACAAACAAAAAAUACAAAUAACAACCAAAAUUCCUAACUGGCAGAAAAUGUUGGGUUCAUGCAGAACCGCAUGUCUAAGAGUAAAAAAUGCUAUUGAGAGAACGGGUUUUCAGGGCCUUUAAGGAAACGUCUUGAAUAAUGGAUCACUUAAACUGGUUUAUGUAUAUAAUAAUAAUAAUUCUGCAUUUUCUUUUUCCCCCAUUAGGCUUUUGUAGGACUAAAUGUUUGUUGUUUUUUUGUUUCAUGACAUGGGUCCAAAUGUGUAGGCUGAGGUUGUGAUUACAUUAAGACUGUCAGUGUGUCAGUGUUCAUUUAUAAUGUGAUGCUCACGUGGUUCCAGGGGUGACUGUUGUUUUAUCGCUCCUUUGAGCAGUAUAAUGACGACAGACCUUUAUGCUGAGUUUCAGAGGGAGGAAAAGGAGUUCUUGCCACAGUGUUGAUGUGAAACUCCAAAAACAAUAAAUCAAUGGUGCCUUUUGUUUGUAAACCAAAAAGAAGGAAUAAACUGUGUUUAAUCCUC